GUCUACGCAAAAAGUCUCUCUACUUUUUAUCUUUCUUUUCUCUCUCUCACUUUCAUCAUAUCAGUGCUUUGCCAUUUCUGAAGCACACAACCUCUCUUCUCUUGCAUUUCCAUUCUGUGAGUUUGAACUUGAAAAAUGACCGAGGCUAUCCUUGGGGUUGCCUUUGAAAAGUUGAGCUCUCUUGUUGGAAAAGAGUUGGGACGGUUUCUGGGUUUCGAUCGAGACAUGGAGAGGCUUCAAAGCAUGUUCACUGCAAUCAAGGCUACGCUUGAAGAUGCUGAGGAGAAACAAUUCUCAAGUAGGACUAUCAAGGAUUGGCUGCAAAAGCUGAAAGAUGUAGCUCUCAAGCUGGAUGACAUCAUGGAUGAGUGUGCCUAUGAAGAAUUGAGUCUAUCAAAUCAGGUACAAAGCUCUUGCUUAUCAUCUUUUAAUCCCAAACAUGUUGUUUUUCGUCACAAAAUGUCAAAGAAAAUGGAAAGAAUAAAAGAGAGAUUAGAUGAAAUUGCUAAAGAAAAGGAGCAGCUUCAUUUGACUGAGAGGACUCUAGAGAGAAGAAGUGAAGUCCGUGAUUGGCGCCAAACCUUCUCUUCCAUCACUGAACCACAAGUCUAUGGCAGAGAAAAUGAUAAGAAUAAAAUUGUAGACUUUAUGGUUGGUGAUGCUUCUCAUUCUGACAAUGAUUUAGUAGUGUAUCCAAUCAAAGGACCUGGCGGACUUGGAAAAACAACACUAGCCCAACUUGUCUUCAAUCAUGAGAGGGUAGUCAAACACUUUGAGCUAAAAAUUUGGGUUUGUGUUUCAGAAGACUUUAGUUUAAAAAGAAUGAUAAAAUCUAUAAUCCAAGCAGCAUCUGGGGAUGCCUGUGGAGAUUUGGAACUAGAGCCACUUCAAAAAAAACUUCAUGAUUUGCUUCAAAGAAAAAAAUAUUUACUUGUUUUGGAUGAUGUGUGGGAUGAAGAGCAAGAAAAUUGGAAUAGGUUGAAAUCUGUUUUGUCUUGUGGGGCAAAGGGUACUUUCGUUUUGGUUACCACUCGUCUUACAAAGGUUGCAACAAUCAUGGGAACAACUGAUCCGCAUGAAUUAUCAAUGUUAUCUGACGGAAAUUGUUGGGAAUUGUUUAAACACCGAGCCUUCGGAUCAGAUGAGGUAAUACAGGUAGAACAUGAAAACAUAGGGAAGGAGAUAGUAAAGAAGUGUGGGGGAUUGCCUCUUGCAGCAACAGCACUAGGAGGUCUUUUACGCUUUGAAAGAAAGGAAGAAGCAUGGCUCAAUGUUAAGGAAAGCAACGUGUGGAGUUCAUCAGACAAUAUAAUGCCUGCCCUAAUAUUAAGCUACUUGAACUUGCCAAUAAAACUCAGACAAUGUUUUGCUUAUUGUGCAAUAUUUCCCAAAGAUGAAAGAAUUGAAAAACAAUAUUUAAUUGAACUUUGGAUGGCUAAUGGAUUCAUUUCAUCUAAUGGAAUGUUAAAUGCUCAAGACGUUGGUGAUGAUGUGUGGCAUGAAUUACACUGGAGAUCACUUUUUCAAGAUCUUGAGAUAGAUGAAUUGGGCAAAGUUACAAGUUUCAAGUUACAUGACCUUGUUCAUGAUCUUGCACAAUCUGUUGCUGAAGAGAUUUGUUGCAUUACAAGGGAUACUGAUGUUACUACUUUGUCUAAAAGAAUCUACCAUCUGUCAGACAGUACGUGGGGGAGCCACCAGUUGCCUAAAGUCAAAUCAUUGAGAACCUGUAUAAUGUUGAAUUAUUUGAAAGAAAGAUUUCAUUCUAGUGUGCUGAAAUUUUAUUCUUUACGCGUGCUUGACUUUGUAAAUAGAAACAAAUUGUCAUCUUCAAUUGGUAAUUUAAAACAUCUAAGGUACUUGAAUCUUUCCUAUGGAAAGUUCAAAACUCUACCAGAAUCGUUAUGUGAAUUGUGGAAUUUGCAAAUAUUGAAAUUAGACCGUUGUAAUGAUCUCCAAAAGUUUCCUAACAGUUUGAUAUGGUUAAAAGCACUACAUCAACUAUCUUUGAGCGGUUGCUACUCACUAUCAAGCUUGCCUCCUCAUAUAGGGAAGAUGAGUUCCCUAAGAAGUUUAACCAUGUACAUUGUUGGCAAGGAAAGUGGGUUCCUUUUGGAAGAAUUGGAAGCACUUAAUCUGAAAGGAGAGCUUUUCAUCAAGAAUAUGGAGAAAGUAAAAAGUGUAAUGGAUGCCAAAAAAGUCAACAUGUCAAACAAGAAACUAAACUUGUUGAGGUUUAAAUGGGCGAGAAAUGAAGAGUUUGAAUUGCAAAAUAAUGUUGAGCAGAUUCUUGAAGUGCUUCAGCCUGAUACCCAACAACUUCAGCGUUUGAUAGUGACAAAUUAUAAAGGUGUCCAUUUCCCCCAAUGGAUGUCUAGUCCUUCCCUCAAAUAUUUAAAUUCUUUAGAGUUGGAUGGUUGCAGAAGUUCUUUACACCUUCCAGUGUUGGGAAAACUACCUUCUCUAAGGGAUUUAACCGUAAGUGACAUGACUCAAGUAGAAUACCUAUACGAGGAGUCUUAUGAUGAUGGAGUGGUUUUCUUGGCUCUAGAAUAUCUGUCCUUAAGUAGCCUGCCAAACCUAGUAAGGUUAUCAAGGGAGUACGGGGAAAACAUGUUCCCUCACCUUUCCAAACUUUAUAUAUCUGAAUGUCCUAAAUUAUGGGGUUUGCCUAGUCUUCCAUCUAUCAAUGCUCUAUGGAUACAAGGAAAAUGCUUUCAAGACUUACAGAGUUCAAUUCAGAAACUCAGUAAUCUUAAAUUCCUGGAAUUCAGUCGUAAUGAUGAGUUAACAUGCUUUCCAGAUGGGAUGCUACAAAACCUUGCUUCUCUAGAGACACUAGAGAUUAGAAAUCUCUCAAAUCUUGAAGUACUCCCAACUGAAAUCUUUAACCAUAAUGUUAUCGAAAGUCUGUAUCUCCGUGAUUGCGAGAACCUCCAGGUUUUGAUACAAGGGUUGCACUCUCUUGAGAAAUUAGAAAUUCGCAGUUGUCGCAAGUUCAGUGUGUCGGCAGGUUUACAACACCUAACAUGUCUUCAAUAUUUGUCGAUUGGCACAUGCGAUGUGGAAGGGUUGCAUUAUGCUUUACAACAUAUGACUUCCCUCAAGAAGUUAUCAUUAAGAAAUCUUCCAAACUUGGAAUCCUUGCCUGAUUGCUUUGGAAACCUUCCCUUGCUUCAACGAUUGCAGAUUGACGAGUGUUCCAAGUUGAGGUGUCUUCCAACGAGCCUAAGCCUUAGCAAACUUGAGCGUUUGUACAUCUGCAAUUGCCCUAUGUUAAAGAAGCGAUGUGAGAAGGAGACAGGAGAGGACUGGUCAAAAAUAGCACACAUUCACGAUGUUGUAGUGUGGUGAAUAAUAUAUUAAGAUUGUCGUGCAGGACUCUUGCCACUCUGAGAUCCAAAAUUUGAAGCUAGCCUUCCUGUAAGCUGUAUUUGAAGACGUCAAUGCUUCUUGCUUUCAUUUAUGGCACAACAAAGUUUAGUUUAUUAUAAUAAGAUUUGACAAAACAUGUAGAUGUAGCAAUGUACAAUUAUUUAAAUUGUUUGCUCCUUUGUGUUUUCACCGCUUUAAUGUCUUUUUAGCAACGUAUUAAAAUGUGCAUUUGUAUUCUUUGAUGUCUCCUUAAUCCUUAUGAACUUAAAAGGUUAAGGUCUUGUGUUUACUUAAUUUAAACUGUCCACUUCACUGGGACUGCUUGUUGUGCUUCUUGAUGAAAAUAAAUUUUCUCAAUUUCUCUUCUA
Messenger RNA from Cajanus cajan (pigeon pea), 3743 nucleotides. The record is from RefSeq and is a predicted model, not a curated record. Lineage: Eukaryota; Viridiplantae; Streptophyta; Magnoliopsida; Fabales; Fabaceae.